This is a messenger RNA of Halichondria panicea, 3324 nucleotides long. Its product is annotated as IQ domain-containing protein H-like. Bases 81 to 3197 code for a protein of 1038 amino acids. Lineage: Eukaryota; Metazoa; Porifera; Demospongiae; Suberitida; Halichondriidae. The transcript has 19 exons. Gene Ontology annotation, molecular function: protein binding. The record is from RefSeq and is a predicted model, not a curated record.
AGCAACUCCAAUUUAAUACUGUGUUCUAAUUAGAACGUGUCCCAAAUUCUAGGUCCUUUUCUUCCUCCUCCUGCACUGAUAUGAGUCUGUCAGUAGAUGUUCAUGGCAGGCCAGCUAACUUGGGGGAACUACUAGCAAAAAUUCAAGAUGACCUGGCUUAUCUUAAAGCUACAGCUGCAAGAACACAGGAUGGUCAACUUGAUGCUAAAGCUCUGGACCUGGCCAUCAGUCGGACAGAGAGAGGAGUGGCAGCUGCCGCAGAGCGAGUACUCACCUCAUCACAAAACCAGAUUGUAUCUCUGCCGACUGUGUCCCAGCGUCCCUCUCAACACAGAGGAAGGCCAAUGGAGGAGCUGGUUAAUGCUGCCAGCAAGAGGAGCCCUCUCAAGGAGGCCAGACUUGCAGUUGCUAAGAGACCAAUUAACACUCCAGCAGGAAUCUCUCCAGGGCAGCAGGUCCGAGUGGAGCGUGUGUCUCACCUGAUCUCUCAUCCCUCCCACCCCCUCACACGUCACAUGCUCACUACACACUAUGGACUCCCGUCUAGCGAGGCUCAGAGCUCAAAGAUCAAAGGUGGACAAGGACAAGUGGUUACUGGGUCAACUGUGGAGCCACUCACUGCACUGCCUCGAGCCAACAGAAGGGACGCUCAGCUCACCCCUCCUGCCAUUGGUGUGAGUGAUGCUCAGAGAGGACUGCUCAGUCUCGUGGAGAGAGGACUCAUUCCUCCUGCUGCCGACAUUGUACUGAGUCCCCCACCCAUCCAGCCUCGCACUCUCUCCCUGCAUCCUGCGGCUAUAGCCCACCUGAGAGCCAAAAUUGCCGAGGGAUGUCUGGCAGGAGUGAAAUUGGACCCCAACCCUCCACCCACUGAGAGGUGCCCCGUACACCUACCCAGUGUGGACAAGACUAGCUCCUCUACCAUAGCUUCAAAGCAAGGAGGUUUGACUACAAAAACACUCGAGCUGCCAAUGCCUGUGAAACCACGCCCACAAACACCACCUGUCACACCCACUAGACAAACGGAGCUACUCAGUUACAAAGUGGUCAUACAGAAUGGAAGUGUGGUGGAUGGUAUUCAGGAGUUUUCACUGUUCAAGAAAGUAUUUCACUCAAAGUGGCCUCAUAUAAAGACUGCUCUCAACUGUGUGGAGGAGCUUUGUCGGAAUUAUGCUAUACCCAUGGCCAUUCUGGAUGGAGACAUAGUGUCUAGGAUGGCGUUAGACUGUGAGCUGGGACUGCGGCCAUCACGUCAAGACAUCCUCCGGAGUCUGAUCAAUAAAGAGGAGGUCCAGAACACUAUCAGUAUACCAGGCCGAAGGUACAAAGGUCACCGUGGGAUCCAUGCAGCUGCUGCCAAGAUUCAAUCGACCUAUCGGAUGCUUUUAAAGAGACGUCAGUACCUUGAAUAUCGGAGGAAAAAAUGGGCGGCCGGUGUGGUCAGUCUCUCAUGGCUACUCUUUGUGAAGGCAUACAAAAUUCGUGAUCAGCUGAAAGCAUUGAGAGCCCAGCAACUGAUCAGACACCAUCAGAGGGCGACUGGUCUGCGGAGGAGAUGGGAGGAGCUUAAGGAACUGCGGAGGACUGUACUACACCUUCCAUCACUCGGUUACUCCCAGCCAGUAAGAGCAGGGCUACCCAAUUUCAUAGCAAGCCAGGCUUUACAGAUGGCCAGAUUGUGUGAUCUUCGUAACCCCUUAGUGGAGGUCAUAUACAUAUCCCCGAUCCCAGUGGACCAAGCAGUACUGGACUUUUAUGUUCAGCUCCUCUCAAUAGAAGGUCAAAAUGUCAAAGACAGAGUGCACAUCAUCACACCAGAAAAUACUGAUAAAUUUGGUCAUCACAAUCUAUCGCUAGCAGCAUACUUGCUGUACAGCCCCAAAGCGCUCACUAGAGUACGAAACCUCCUCAAGGGGAAGGAGGCGUACAUUGUCCCGGGUGUGGUGUCAAGGGAUGAUAUCAGCCUGGCAGACAAACUCAAUCUCCCCAUACUGGGCCCUGAUCACGAGAUCACUCAACUCUACUCCUCGAGGCCAGGCUUCAAGCGUAUCUUCAAGGACGCAGGAGUGGCCACUCCCCCCAGCGAAGGAGACAUAUUCAGUACAGAGCAGUUGGUGGAGCGAUUGGCUCAUCUGGUGGUCAAUCACCCCACCACUGAGAGAUGGCUGUUCAAACUACCAGACCAUGUCAGAGCAAAAGGAUUCGCGUACUGUGACGUGCCGCUCCAAUUAUCCUGUCACUCCUGGCUGGUGAGGGAGGCUCAACGCUAUGGGAAGAAAUGGUCCAAGAAAUGGGCGCAGGAGAAAGCACUCAAGCUAGUGUCUGUUGAGCUACCCUCCAUUAUCGCAAGCCAUGCCCAUCCACUGGACUCAAAGCUUUUUCCAUCGUGGAGUGAUUUUCUUAAAGUGUUUGUUAGCGAGGGCGGACUAAUUGAAGGGACUCCCCCCUCUGAGAGUGUGACCUCACUGUCAGUGGACCUCCUCAUUGAGCCGACUGGAGUUGUCAGUAUCGCCGCCAUGAGAGACCAGAUCCUGUCUUCCCCUUACAUGGUGUGGGGGUCGUCCCUACCGCAGUGCUCAGUACCCCCUGGAGUGCUGGUGAAUGCUGCUCUUAGUGUGGGGUCAGAGGUUAAAUCGAGGGGCGUGACUGGUCAUUUCACUAUCGACUUUCUUACUUUUAUUAGCCCAGAAACAGCUGGUCAGGAACUAUGGGCGGUGGAUCUAGACCUUGGAUUGAGUGACCACUUGGCCCUCACACACCUUCUAACGUAUGUCACUGGGGGACAAGUGGACGGGGGAACAGGACAGCUGCUAGUGAGCGGGGGUACGGAGGAGAGAUAUGCUGUCAUGUCCCCAUACCUCAUGCACACAAACCUCAGCCCAAUAUACUAUCCUAUAUUCUUCCAAAUCUGCAAAGCUCACUUGAUUCAGUAUGAUCCUAAGGAGAGAGAGGGCACUGUAUUUGCUCUCGUAGACGGCCAGUGCAGAGAAUGGCUGGGCAUGGUGUGUGUACAGAGGAGUCUCUCGAAGGCGUUGCGAAGGUGUUCAUUCAAUCUAUCCACACUGCACCAGGAGAUUUCCACUUUGAACAUGCCCGGUCGAUCCAACUUUAAGGCAGCCAGCAAUGAACUAGACUCCAUAGCACAGCUCAUGGACUAUAACCAGACAGAAUGUGACCAUCAUAAUGAUACACAUUAGUACUGCAUUUCAUGUCAUUUUCUUGUGUAUAAUUAUGUCUGUUGUAUGUUGCUAAUGUGAGAAUACUUUCUCUGAGGCACUUCAAAUAAUUCUUGUACAUGUACUAAAAAUUGUUAUUUUUAUAUGA